UCCCCUCUGUUGCAUUAGUAAUAACAGCGGCGUUGACGGGAGACAGCAGGAGAGAGAGAGUGUGUGUGUGUAUGUCUCCGACAGCGGUGCCCAGCGGAGGAAUAUUUGAGCUUUUUAUUUACUCUGCAGCUUGUUGUUCAUUUUCUCUGCGUUAUGGUGAACUUGGACAGUCACGUGUGAAGAUCUCUGCGAGUACAGAGGACGACGACUUCUCACCUGGUGUGUCCCCUUGACUUUACCGUGAGGGAAAUAUACCUGCCAUUUUUUUCCGAUAGCUGACAUCGCUGGACUUCUUCCAUUCCUGUGACGGACAACAACAGCAAGUUCUUUCCCUUAGGGAUGAAAUAUGCACAUUCACACCCUGCGCCCGUAGAAAAAAGCAGACGACACACACUAUAAAGUCCAAAGUGGUUUUAAAUCAUGAUGAUGCAGGAGUCGGCCACAGAGACAAUAAGCAACAGUUCAAUGAGUCAAAAUGGAAUGAGCACCCUAAGCAGCAGCCAAUUAGAGGCUGGCAGUAGAGAUGGGAGAUCAAGCGCUGGUGACACGAGCAGCGAAGUAAGCACAGUCGAGCUGCUGCAUCUGCAACAACAGCAGGCCCUACAAGCAGCAAGGCAAUUACUCUUGCAGCAGCCAGGCAGUGGCCUGAAAUCUCCAAAGAGCCAGGACAAGCAGCGUCCACUGCAGGUUCCAGUGUCAGUGGCCAUGAUGAGUCCCCAGGUGAUCACGCCGCAACAGAUGCAGCAGAUCCUCCAGCAGCAGGUGCUUUCCCCCCAGCAGCUCCAGGCCCUGCUCCAGCAGCAGCAGGCUGUUAUGCUACAGCAGCAACACCUGCAGGAGUUUUAUAAGAAACAACAGGAGCAGCUUCAUCUGCAGCUUCUCCAGCAGCAACACCCUGGCAAGCAGGCUAAAGAGCAACAGCAGCAGCAGCAGCAGCUGGCCGCCCAGCAGCUCGUCUUCCAGCAGCAACUCCUGCAGAUGCAGCAGCUCCAGCAGCAGCAGCACCUGCUCAACAUGCAGAGGCAGGGCCUGCUCUCGCUGCCCGGGCCCGCUCCCGGCCAGGCCGCCCUUCCCGGACAAACCCUGCCCCCGCCAGCUGGCCUGAGCCCUGCCGAGCUCCAGCAGUUGUGGAAGGAUGUGACCGGAGGCGGCGGCCACAGCAUGGAAGACAACGGCAUCAAACACAGCAGCAGUGGCACUGGCACUGGCGGGGGUGGCGGUGGUUUAGACCUCUCCACCAAUAACUCUUCUUCAACUACCUCCUCCUCCAAUCCCGCCAAAGCAUCACCACCCAUCUCUCACCAUUCAAUCGCCAACGGACAGUCCCCCGCCCUCAACCACAGAAGAGAGAGGGAAAGGGAACGGGAAAGGGAGCGAGAGAGUUCACUACAUGAAGAAAAUGGAGGGACCCACCCCCUGUACGGUCACGGUGUUUGUAAAUGGCCUGGCUGUGAGAACAUCUGCGAGGACUUUGGACAGUUUUUGAAGCAUCUAAACAGUGAACAUGCCCUCGAUGAUCGGAGCACAGCUCAGUGUAGAGUCCAGAUGCAAGUCGUACAGCAGCUGGAAUUACAACUUUCUAAAGAACGUGAGCGUCUUCAGGCGAUGAUGACCCACUUGCACAUGCGGCCCUCAGAACCUAAGUCAUCUCCCAAACCACUCAACUUGGUGUCCAGCGUCACCAUGUCCAAGAACUUGCCCUCAGCAUCGCCCCCCAACUUACCUCAGACACCCACCACACCCACAGCACCUAUCACACCCAUGGCCGCUAUGCCCCAGGUGCCAUCAGUACUGGGAGGAGCCAACGUCCCCAGCAUGGGAGCCAUGCGCAGACGCCACUCUGACAAAUAUUCCAUGCCUCUGUCGUCAGAGAUUGCCCCAAACUACGAGUUUUAUAAGAACGCAGAUGUCAGACCGCCAUUUACUUAUGCAACCCUCAUAAGACAGGCUAUCAUGGACUCUGCCGACAUGCAGUUAACGCUUAAUGAAAUCUACAGCUGGUUCACACGCACGUUUGCCUACUUCAGACGCAAUGCUGCAACUUGGAAGAACGCUGUUCGCCACAACCUCAGUCUGCACAAGUGCUUUGUGCGUGUGGAGAACGUGAAGGGGGCGGUGUGGACAGUAGACGAGGUGGAGUACCAGAAACGCAGGUCGCAGAAGAUCACAGGAAGCCCAUCACUUGUCAAGAACUUGCCCUCCAGUCUUGGCUAUGGAACUGCACUAAACGCUAGCUUACAGGCUGCCCUGGCAGAGACCUCCCUGCCUUUGCUGGGGACCCCCAGCCUCAUGAACAGCAGCUCCACGGGCCCAAUGGGCGGCAGCUGCCACGGCCUCCUGGGGGGAGACCCGUCCGGACUGACGGGCGGAAGUCCACCCGGGCUGUUGGGUGGGAGCCCACCAGGACUGCUGGGUGGCAGCCCCCCAGGUACGCUGAGCGGCAGCCCCCCCACCCUGUUGCAGUCAGCCCACGAGGAGCUCAACGGCUCGCUCGACCACCUGGACACCAACGGACACAGCAGCCCCGGAUACUCCCCACCAGUACACAUGUGUUUUCCAGUUACUUUAAAUUUUUCACAUGACAAACUUAAGUGGCCACCCGUUCACGUGAAGGAGGAGCCGCUCAACAUGGAUGAUGACGACUGUCCGAUGUCACUGGUGACGACAGCCAACCACAGUCCAGAGCUGGAGGAGGACCGGGAGCUGGAGGAAGGGAACUUAUCAGAAGACCUUGAGUGACUAGGAUACAGUUUUUGGUCGACGAAUCCCUUCACCCAGCCGCACUGUUUCUCUCACACAGACCUCCUGCAAGACUAGAAACCACUCCACAGUCCAAGCAACCACAGCUGACUCUCUCUUUGUCUCUCUCACCACUGGGACUAUUUAUUGAGCAUGCAUCCGGAUGGAGACCGGUCCAAAGGAACUCUUUGUUGCAGUCCUUUGGAAUCCCCAAACAUGACAGGCAUGAGAUGUCUGAUUAAAAAAUUAACUCUUUGAGACCUGUUUCAUUAGAGAUGGCGUGGCCACAAUACAGUACAAGGAUGAUGGACUCAUGGAUGGAGAAAAAAACAUGAAACAAAUGAGCAAAUCACGUUCCGUUGAAAGUUAGCGGCCUCAUAUACUGCCAAAAAGGAAGACGUUUUAUGUUUGUGAAUAAUCCAACCCACAGUAGUUGUUUAAUGUCUAGAGACAAUUGCUGGUUCAAUUCAAGUUGUUGCUCUGUUAUGAUUUGCACAGGAGUAGUCUCAGAAAUUUGUGUCACUGCCUGUAUGUUGCUAUUAUAAAAAACCA
Xiphias gladius (swordfish) is the source of this 3291-nucleotide messenger RNA. RefSeq names its product forkhead box P2 (gene foxp2). Gene Ontology annotation, biological process: regulation of transcription by RNA polymerase II. Bases 421 to 2739 code for a protein of 772 amino acids. Gene Ontology annotation, cellular component: nucleus. Gene Ontology annotation, molecular function: RNA polymerase II cis-regulatory region sequence-specific DNA binding; DNA-binding transcription repressor activity, RNA polymerase II-specific. The record is from RefSeq and is a predicted model, not a curated record. Lineage: Eukaryota; Metazoa; Chordata; Actinopteri; Istiophoriformes; Xiphiidae. The transcript has 20 exons.